Molecule: messenger RNA, 3737 nt
Organism: Anopheles bellator
Lineage: Eukaryota; Metazoa; Arthropoda; Insecta; Diptera; Culicidae
Gene: alpha-Man-IIb
Product: alpha-mannosidase 2
Exons: 6
Coding region: 1-3717 (1238 amino acids)
Biological process (GO): N-glycan processing; protein deglycosylation; mannose metabolic process
Cellular component (GO): Golgi membrane
Molecular function (GO): carbohydrate binding; alpha-mannosidase activity
Source: RefSeq, a predicted model, not a curated record
AUGACGGUGAAACUGUUCCGACGGGGCUCGGCCCGGUGCAUCGGGUUGCUGUCGGCGUUCGUCACGAUACUGCUCUGUCUGUACUACAUUUCGAUGGGCCAACCGUCACCGACCGGCUCCGGCGGGACAUCGCCGGCGCGCAUGGGGCUGCACAGUAAGGACGCACUGGCCGCGGCCGCCGCCAUGGCGCACCACAAACGGUCCAACGGCCAGGAUGCGCAGCAUACGGGCGGGCAUGCAAAUCACUCGUGGCACAGCUGGCUGCGGAACAGCUUGAGCUCGAUUGGGGGCCGCGGCAAGGAUCAGCGCCAUCGCGUCAGUGAUCGAGAAGGUGAUAACGGACGAGACGAGGACGGCGAGACGGGCGGGGACAGUGGUGACAGUGGUGGCCCGCUGCCACGAUUCGGCAGCCGCUGGGAUGAGUGCAACGUGCUGGAGGAAGCCCCAACCGACAUCAACACCGUUGAUGAGUAUGGAAAAUUUGAUUUCCAGCCCGAAUGGAUGAAAACGAAAGAGUACUGGGAUAAGGACUUUGAAUCUCGCUACGAAAAGCUACAGAAGGAUCCCAAAAGGCCACCGCUUAAGAUUGUCGUCGUUCCGCAUUCCCACAACGAUCCUGGGUGGUUGAAAACUUUCGUCAACUAUUUCCAGUCCGAUUCGCGUCAAAUUCUCAACCUCGCCGUCACCAAAAUGCCCGAGUACGGCAACAUGUCGUUCAUUUGGAGCGAGAUCAGCUUCCUGCAGCUCUGGUGGGACCAGGCACAUCCGACCAAGCAACGGAUACUGAAAAAACUGGUGCAAUCUGGACGACUGGAGAUCACGACCGGUGGCUGGGUUAUGACGGACGAAGCGAACGCUCAUCUAUACGCAAUGGUUGAUCAGCUUAUCGAAGGACAUCAAUGGGUGAAAUCGAACCUGAACGUUACACCCAAAACGGGCUGGAGUAUUGACCCGUUCGGACAUGGCAGUACCGUCCCGUACCUGCUGGCAGCAUCCGGUUUUAAGGGAACGAUCAUUCAGCGUAUCCACUACGCCUGGAAACAGUGGUUCGCGCGCCACCGGUACGGCGACUUCCUGUGGACACCGUACUGGAAAAGCUCCGCCGCAACGACGAACGAUCACACGCUGCUCACGCACAACAUGCCGUUCGACAUUUACUCCAUCAAGCACUCGUGCGGCCCGCAUCCUUUCAUCUGUCUAAACUUUGACUUCCGCAAAAUACCCGGCGAGUACACGGAAUAUUCGAUCAAGGCUCAGUUCAUCACGCAGGAAAACAUCGAAGCGAAAGCGGACCUGCUGAUGGAGCAGUACUCGCGGACGGCUUCCCUGUUCCCGCACAACGUGGCCCUCAUUCCGGUCGGUGACGAUUUCCGGUACAACAAGGAAAAGGAGAUGGAGCAGCAGUACACGAACUACAAGAAGCUGAUCGACUACAUUAACGAGCACCGGAAGAAGUACAAUGCGGAGAUCAGCUUCGGCACACCGGUCGAUUACUUUAAUGCGAUUCGUGAUCGCUACGAAAGGUUUCCCACGCUCAAGGGGGACUUUUUCGUGUACGCCGACAUCUUCAACGAGGGCCGCCCCGCGUACUGGUCGGGGUACUUCACGACGCGACCCUACUACAAGAUACUGAGCCGCGAGCUCGAGCACAACCUGCGCAGCUUGGAGAUCCUGUUCACGAUCGCAUUCAACCGGGCACGGCAGGAAGGCAGUUCGAAUGCGUUCAAAAUCUACGAAAAAAAUUACGAAAAAAUGAUACUGGCCCGGCGCAACCUGGGUCUGUUUCAGCAUCACGAUGCCAUCACCGGCACGUCGAAGGCGAACGUGAUGCGCGACUAUGCGCUGCGGCUGUUCGAAAGUAUUCAGGAUACGGUGAAGCUGCAGGAGAAAACAAUCGAGCUGCUGGUGCAGCGGAAACCCUUGGAGCACAGCUUUCUGAUCGGUGAACUCGAGCGGGACAAUUUUGGUAAGCUGCCCCGCAAAACGCCCAUCAUCGUGACGGAGGGACGCACGGCGGACUUUAUCGUGUACAAUGCGCUCGCCCAAGAGCGACUGGAGGUGGUGACGAUCCGUACCCUAACGCCACGCGUCAAGAUACUGGACGCGGGCGGAAAAACGGUCGACAUCCAGAUAAACCCGGUGUGGAACAUAACGGAAACUUCGUACACGUCGCGCAAGAUCGUCCCGUCGGACAAGGAGUACGAAGUUAUGUUUGUGGCACGACUGGCAGCGCUCUCGCUAACGACGUUCACGGCGGCCUAUGAUGAAGACGGCUACCAGGGCAAGAUGGCCACGCUGUACUGCAACGAGUGUCAGGACGAGAAAACCAAAGCGUUCGAGGUGCGCAACAAGCAACCGGGCGAUAUUCAGCUGGAGAACUACAAGAUGCGGCUGCUGUUUGACGAGCAGAGCGGAUUCCUGAAGUCGGUGACCAAGAAGAACAUGGGCAAACAGAUUCAGUGUGCGAUCAAGUUCGCGGCGUACAAGAGUGCCCAGUUCCACUCUGGUGCGUACCUCUUCAAGACCGAUCCCGAGCAGCGUAGCUCCGAAAAGGAUGUGCUGGAGCAGUACGGGGAUCUUACGAUUCUGAUCACAUCCGGCCCGCUGGCCAGCGAUGUGACCGCCAUCUACGGACCCUUCCUGGCACACACGGUUCGCAUCUACAACUCGAACAGCGUUCUGGACAGUGCGAUCUACAUUGAGAACGAUAUUGACUUCGAAGCACCACCAAAGAAUCGGGAGACGGAACUGUUUAUGCGCUUCAUCACCGACAUCGAGAACGGUGCCAGUGAAAAUCCGGAGUUUUACUCCGAUCUGAAUGGCUUCCAGUAUCAGAAGCGAGUGAAGGUGUCGGCGAUCGGCGUGGAGGGCAACUACUUCCCGAUCACGACCGGUGCUUUCAUUCAGGACGACCGGAUGCGGUUAACGCUACUGACGACCCACGCUCAGGGGGCGGCCAGCUUAGAGCCGGGACAGCUGGAAGUGAUGCUCGAUCGACGUACGCUGUACGACGACUACCGUGGUAUGGGUGAAGGAGUGAUCGAUAGUCGACUAACGCGCCACCGGUUUUGGUUGGCCCUGGAGACGAUCGAUCCAGCACGGCCGGGCUCUGCGACCAGCGAGGGCGAGGGUGAGCAACGUAAGCCUGCGUCCACCGAGUACCAGCUGCCAAGCAUCUUCGCCAACAGCCUCUCGAAUGGUCUUAACUAUCCCACGAACUUGUUCAUCGUGGAGCGGUACGACGAAAGCAAUCAAAUCGAACUGCACCGUGCGGUGCAGCUGCUGCAGGUGCAGUUUCCUUGCGAUCUGCAUCUGCUCAACCUGCGCACGCUCACCGAAAGCAGCCUGCCGUUGUUCCCCUCCAACUCGGCCCUGCUGGUGCUGCAGCGGCAAGCGUACAACUGCCGGAUAGGGGCCGAAGAGAUGGUUGGCUACUUUUGCGGCAAUGGAAGCGCUGCUAACCCAACGCAUUCCAUCGCCGAAGGUGACACAGGCGGAGGCCAUACCGCGGACUCGAGCGACAACGAACUGGAGCGCUUGGCCGCGGUUCGGGACGAUGGGCGACGACAGUUACAGAUGUUCCAUCGGUUACGGAUCGAAUCGAUCGGGGCUACCUCGCUGACCGGGUUGCACCCGGGGGAGAGUGUCAGUUCCUUCACCGAAAUCUAUCUGGAACCGAUGGAGCUGAAAACGUACAAUCUUACGUUUGUCAAGUAGAGAGAGCAUCUUCACUGGGU